UUGGGCCAUGGACAGCUAGCCGUUCGGGCGUCGUCCUCGCCAGCUGGAGCCCACUGUGCUUUGCCUUUUCGCCAGAGUGGCAGCGUCCGGGACGCGGAGACCCCGACCGGCCUACGCUUCCCGGGUCUGAGGAGCGCGGGCGCCGGCAGAGGCGGGACCGGAGUGACCCCCGCGGUUCCGGCCCUAAGGGGAGCCAGGAGCAAGGCCCUGACAGGCUGCAUCCAGUGCAGCCAGCUUUUUGUUAACCAUCCUUUACUGUUUACAGCGUGAAGGUUGCGGAGGCGUGCGCGCGUUUGCGUACGUGGUGGUUGUGAGUAGCAGGUGCUCGUUGUAACCGAUGGUGCUGUAGGUCCAAGAGCAACUCGAGGAAGUGUUGUUUCUGCAACCGUAUUUAUAGAAGCCUGGUAACCUGGCUGGUGUUCGGCACAUCAUCCUCGUGCUCUCAGGAAAGGGAGGUGUUGGGAAAAGCACCAUCUCUACAGAGCUGGCCCUGGCUCUGCGCCACACAGGCAAGAAGGUGGGAAUCCUCGAUGUAGACCUGUGUGGCCCUAGCAUCCCCCACAUGCUCCGGGUGCAGGGCAAGGCCGUGCACCAGUGCGACAGUGGCUGGGUGCCUGUCUUUGUGGAUCAGGAACAGAGCAUCUCCCUCAUGUCUGUGGGGUUCCUGCUGCAGAAGCCAGAUGAUGCGGUGGUGUGGAGGGGCCCCAAGAAGAAUGCACUGAUAAAGCAGUUUGUGUCUGAUGUGGCCUGGGGGCAGCUGGACUACCUGGUUGUGGACACGCCUCCGGGGACCUCUGAUGAGCACAUGGCCACUGUGGAAGCCCUGCGCCCCUACAGGCCCCUCAGGGCCCUUGUGGUCACCACACCUCAGGCAGUAUCUGUGGGGGACGUGAGGCGGGAGCUGACCUUCUGCAGGAAGACGGGCCUGCAGGUGAUGGGGGUCGUGGAGAAUAUGAGCGGCUUUACCUGCCCACACUGUGCAGAGUGCACCAGUGUCUUCUCCAGAGGUGGCGGGGAGGAGCUGGCCAGGCAUGCUGGAGUCCCCUUUUUAGGCUCUGUGCCCUUGGACCCUGAGCUGGCCAGGAGCCUUGAGGAAGGCCGUGACUUCAUGCAGGAAUUCCCCAAGAGCCCUGCAUUUCCUGUACUCACCUCCAUAGCCCAGAAAAUUCUGGAUGCUACCCCUGCUCAGCCCUCCUGACUGAAGCAGCCCAGCAGCUAUCUCCUCACAAGCUUUGAAGGAAAUGCCUGGAGCAGAGGGCUUGAAGACAAUUCCAGGGGCUGGCUCUGCCCUCAGAGAUGUCUCCACUGUGUUACCAGAACCCCUGGCCAAGCCUGCUGAAGCUGGCCUGUGACUGCUAGGGUUUGUGGUACUGAGGCCUGGGGGUUCUCUCACGAUGUGCAGCUGAGAAACAGGUGGUCUAGGACCCCAAGCCAUGAGCCUCUUCCCAACUCUCAUCACAUUCCUGUUUCCUUCUGCCUCAGAGGGACAGGCUGCUCCUGGCAGCUGAGUGGCCAUGUUCACAAAGCCCUCAGCCAACCCUAGGCUCCCCACAUCCCAGGGGCCAAUGGGUGAUGUGUAUUAACAGGAGGAGUGGGCAGCAUCCUAUGAGAUGGUAAAAUGACCUCAGACGUGUCCUGUAACUAGAGGAGCCUGCUAUUAAAUGUGUCUGCUGCCAUGAGCACAAGUCAGAUGUUUUUAGACCCUUCUGUCCUCAGCAGUCAGGCAGUAGUCACUUCCAUAAAUGUUAUUGAAAAGCCCCUGGAG
Messenger RNA from Nycticebus coucang (slow loris), 1765 nucleotides. It is a transcript of the gene NUBP2, whose product is annotated as NUBP iron-sulfur cluster assembly factor 2, cytosolic. NCBI's taxonomy places the organism in Eukaryota, Metazoa, Chordata, Mammalia, Primates, Lorisidae. The record is from RefSeq and is a predicted model, not a curated record. The coding region runs from base 563 to 1198 and encodes 211 amino acids. Gene Ontology annotation, molecular function: ATP binding; 4 iron, 4 sulfur cluster binding; ATP-dependent FeS chaperone activity. Gene Ontology annotation, biological process: iron-sulfur cluster assembly. Gene Ontology annotation, cellular component: cytosol. The transcript has 7 exons.